AUGACUAUUGCCGUCACCCUUACAAUUAAUAUUCACCUUGAAAGGAGUGACACUCCUAAUGAAAUCUAUUCAUUACAGCUAAAAGAUGGAGGCAAAGCAUCCCAGGCAAAUGUAAGAAUAGGCGAUGUGGUUCUCACCAUUGAUGGAAUAAGUGCACAUGGAAUGACUCAUCUUGAAGCCCAGAACAAGAUUAAGGGUUGUACAGGCUCUUUGAAUAUGACUCUGCAAAGGGCCUCUGCUACACCCAAGCCUGAGCCAGUCCCCGUUCAAAAGCCCACAGUCACCAGCGUGUGUUCCGAGACUGCUCAGGAGCUAGCAGAGGGGCAGAGAAGAGGAUCCCAGGGUGACAGUAAACAGCAAAAUGGGAAAACUCCACCUAAACGUCCACCAAGAAAACACAUCGUGGAGCGCAACACGGAGUUUUAUCACAUACCGACUCACAGUGAUGCCAGCAAGAAGAGACUGAUGGAGGACACUGAAGACUGGCGUCCGAGGACUGGAACAACUCAGUCUCGCUCUUUCCGAAUCCUCGCCCAAAUCACUGGGACUGAACAUCUGAAAGAAUCGGAAACUGAAAAUACAAAGAAGGCAAAGUUUGACAGUUCUUGGGAAGACCUACCUAGGAGUGGACCUCCCCGACCCACAGCACCUCAGGUUUUACAUAUUGGUAGCCAAGUAGCCACACUCUCCAAAGUGACUACAUAUUCUAGCAACACAAGCAGUGUGGCAACAAGUUCUUUGGAAGGUUUUCGAAACUUUUCUACCUUCUCUUCUCCUGCUAGAUACAGUGCUGCGGCUCUGAGCAGCGCAGCUGCUACUGUGUCUGCUGUUCUUGCUGCAAAAACCAGGCUCUCCAGUCCUGAUAAAUAUCACACACUCUUGGAUGCACUUAGCAUCAGCCCUGUUUCCAAGCCUUUAGCUUUUUCGUACCUCCAGGCCUCCAGGAAGUCAACUGGCUCUAUCCAUGUUAAGGAAGCAAGCAACACCCAGGAGACUCCUCAGCAAUUGGUCCCAUCAGUAGCUUCAGCUCGGAGCAUGCCUGAGAGACAGGAGAGCCCAGCGGCCACUAGACCAGGGGUGGCUGGUCUCACAACUGCUGCUGCCUUCAAACCUCCAGGAUCCACCAACGUUAUCAAAUCUCCAAGCUGGCAACAGCCAAACCAAGCAGCACUUUCCAGUGGAAGAAUCUCAAACAGUGCAGCCUCAUCAGGAGCAGUAGCACCAGCCAACUCAGCCAGGGGACAGCCCCAGUCACAUGACCAAGGCACUUUAGUGCAAAGAGCUGAGCACAUUCCUGCAGGGAAACGAACUCCAAUGUGUGCCCACUGUAACCAGGUCAUCAGGGGACCAUUCCUAGUGGCACUGGGGAAAUCUUGGCACCCAGAAGAGUUUAACUGUGCUCACUGCAAAAAUACAAUGGCCUACAUUGGAUUUGUAGAGGAAAAGGGAUCCCUGUAUUGUGAGCUGUGCUAUGAGAAAUUCUUCGCUCCUGAAUGUGGUCGAUGCCAAAGGAAGAUCCUUGGAGAGGUCAUCAAUGCUUUGAAACAAACUUGGCACGUUUCCUGUUUUGUGUGUGUGGCCUGUGGAAAACCCAUUCGUAAUAAUGUUUUUCAUUUGGAGGAUGGUGAACCAUACUGUGAGACUGAUUAUUAUGCCCUUUUUGGUACCAUAUGCCGUGGAUGUGAAUUUCCCAUAGAGGCUGGCGACAUGUUCCUGGAGGCCCUGGGCUUUACCUGGCAUGACACCUGCUUUGUAUGCUCAGUAUGUUGCGAAAGUUUGGAAGGUCAGACCUUUUUCUCCAAGAAGGACAAGCCACUUUGCAAGAAACAUGCUCAUUCUGUGAAUUUUUGAAAGUCAACAGCUCAGGGGAGGAGAAGAAAUUUGAAGAGAAAGAGAAGAAUUAGAAUUACCGAUGAGUUUUUA
Puma concolor (puma) is the source of this 1923-nucleotide messenger RNA. The record is from RefSeq and is a predicted model, not a curated record. NCBI's taxonomy places the organism in Eukaryota, Metazoa, Chordata, Mammalia, Carnivora, Felidae.